This is a messenger RNA of Sardina pilchardus (European sardine), 2855 nucleotides long. RefSeq lists its product as uncharacterized. NCBI's taxonomy places the organism in Eukaryota, Metazoa, Chordata, Actinopteri, Clupeiformes, Clupeidae. The record is from RefSeq and is a predicted model, not a curated record. Bases 373 to 1851 code for a protein of 492 amino acids. The transcript has 6 exons.
UGUAGGUGUAUGAUUUGAGACAGCGUGUCGGUGGAGAUUGAUGACAAGGCGGUGCAAAGGGACCCGGGGAGAGCACAAGGCGGAGCGGAGAAGGGGAUGUUUGGCAUUCUGUGUCUUAGAGUCACUUCCUGCGGAGUUCUUCGUCUGAUCAGACAUCCACGCUUUCCCUCUGUUGCUCUCUUCCUCUAUCCCUCUCUCCCUCUAUCCCUCUCUCUCUCUCUCUCCCUCAGGCUGGUCUUGGGAUGAACACACAUCACCUGGAGCGAUAGAGAGGUGGAAAAAGGCGCGUUUUGGAUUUGGAUAGUGCGCAGAAGAGGACAAAAAAAGUCAAAAGACAAGACUCGGAGGUGAUUGUGACCGUGAGCCGAGCUAAUGAAUCUGUACAGGAGCUUCGGCAGCAUGCUGGAGACGUGGGUGGCGGAGGGCUACCCUGCGGUGGACUCCCCGGGGCCACCCGGCACAGCGGUGGUGUUGGACGGGGACGUGGACGUGGAGGUGGACGGAGGGGAGGCGGUGGUUCCGGGCAGCCAAACGUCGGACGCCUACAGGAGCGGUUCUAGGGACUCCCUCCGGUUCUCCGGGACCACGGCGCGCUCUGAGUCGGAGGACUCCGGCGUGGAGCUGGUCAGUGCCAGCAGCACCUGGACGUCCCAGCAGCAUUCCAUGGCCCUGAUGGCCCUCCAGGCCUCGGACGCGGGGGAGUCCACGGAGCCCGAUGCGGGUCAGUUGACGGCCUCAGGGGGGGAUCACCACCGCCGUCCACCCACGUGCCCCUCCUCCCCUGCCCUGUCCAGCCGCUCCUGCCCGUCCUCCCCCUCCUCGACCUCCUCGUCGUCCUCGUCCUCGUCCUGCCAGUCGAUAGGCUCCAACCUGUCGCCCCUGAGCGCCGUGGACUCGCCCUCGGGGCUGAGGAUCGAGCAGGCGUUGCGGCGGGCGGACCCGACCAGGCGGCAGCUCCCCAGGCGCGGCUUGUCGCUGACGACGACCAGAAGCGGCCAGACCGCCCCGCCGCGAAAGCGCAGCAACACCGCCAGCAGCGGCACGACGUGCUCGUCCACAGGCCCGCAGGAGUCGAGGGGUCAAAGGUCGCCACCGACCCCUGAAGCACAGGCAGCAGGGGACAGGCUCCAGGAUGACCCUGACAGCAGGCCGGCAACGCAACUGAGUAACGGACUUCAAGCACAGACUCACGCGCCCUCAACGCCAGUGACCAGUAGGCUUCAAGCGCAGGCCGCUGGUGCGGGAGAAGAGGGUUGGGCGGAGCUCUCGCCCGGCUUCCUCUACCUGGAGCAGGUGUGCCUCAUGCUGGAGAAGUUCGCCCAGCUGCAGACGCACCACCACGACCUCCAGGCAGAGAUAGAACAGCUCAGGAACCAGCAGAACCACAACAUGCAGCACAGCACUCAGUGCUUAAGCUUGCUCACCACAGAGUCGGUCAGUCACAGACUCGAAGACACAGGAACUCAGGUGGACGAAGAGACCCUCUUGCCCGAAGAGCACGCCAUCCUGGCCGAGCUCCGGCGACGAUCCGUGUCGGACGCGGGGAGGCUGACACCAUAUCGCAAUCGUCGAGGGCGGAGCAAAAGUAUCGGAGACCUCCUGGAGGAAGAUGAGGAGGAGAUUGGGGCUCUCAGGACAGCAGCAUGUGAGGGCCAGGAGCAGGGCAAGAGUGUGAGGCCGGGCGGGGGAGCCGCUAAGAGCUUCAAACAGAAGAUCGCAUCUCUACGCAGGAAUGAGGAUGUGCCGGAUGGGAGCUUACAGACGCUUCCUCGCUUGGGAAAGAAGACCAGCUUGAGAGGCCUGAAGCAGUUCUUCAAGAAAAGGUCCAAGUCAUCGCCAACACCAACGUGAUUUCUACGUCCUAAAACCCUCCGAGCUCCAUUCAUCACUGAUCUGGAAUCAGCCUAUAUCCAAUUCUCUGCACGACCCACUCCAUUCUGCCUGUAGUUUUAUCAAACUGACUUUGUGCCAAGGAGGAGCAAGGUGCGAAUUGAAGAAGCUAAAGGUGACUGAUUUGUAGGAGAUUAUUUUUUACGCAAAGCGACACCAACUCCCAAAGGCGUUUUUUGGGGGGAAUUGAACCUGGGCCGACAGAUUUGUCGGGAGAUCAUGCCCCAGCUCCGCAAUUACAGAGGACAGAGGUGGGAGGAACAUUACAAAUGCACAAUGUACACAUUGUGUGUUGUACCACUGGCAAAGUUCCCGUGUGCACCAGAGGAGAAAGUUGAGAUUGCCCCUACCCCAAAUUGCCCUUUGACCUCUAUCUUGGGCUGGCCUUGAAAAGAUGGCUGACUCUACUGACCUGGGACCAGUUCCACACGUCUCUUCCCAUGGGGACUGUGUUUCUUGCCACUACAACCACAGGUUGGUAUUGAUGGGUUAUGACUGUGGUUGCUAGUGCACAACUUGAGGCAAUGCAGUAAUCUGGCCAUAUAAGCACUACUGGACUGGACACAUGCCAGAUCUUUUUUUUCAGGGGAUCGUCCAGAAGAGUACUACUGAUGCUUUGGAUGUAGUUUGCCACUUAACAGUGACAAUUUACUCUAAUCUCCAUCUCUGUUCAUAAGCUUUUUUUUAAAAAAAAUGUAAUGAAUUGUAUUAUAGACAUAGACCACGCCUCAGAUCCUUCAAAAGAAAGCACUUCCUGUCCAAAGUUUAUAGGUCUUUGUUCUACCAUUUCUGUCAUUCUGUAACAAUAUCAUCUGUCCAUAAGCAACUAUGCUUGUGCAUAAGCACCAUGUAGCACAAUGUAUGCAAACUCUUCAGUUCAUUCAUUAUUAUGAUUAUGCUGCUAUUUCUCAUGACCUUCACAAAAUAAAUUUGUCUGACUUAACCUUGGUGCUUUGUUACUGAUA